Messenger RNA from Phascolarctos cinereus (koala), 2508 nucleotides. It is a transcript of the gene DNASE2, whose product is annotated as deoxyribonuclease 2, lysosomal. NCBI's taxonomy places the organism in Eukaryota, Metazoa, Chordata, Mammalia, Diprotodontia, Phascolarctidae. Gene Ontology annotation, biological process: apoptotic DNA fragmentation. Gene Ontology annotation, molecular function: deoxyribonuclease II activity. The record is from RefSeq and is a predicted model, not a curated record.
GGAAGGGAGAGGGGGGUUGAGAGCUGUCCCCGGAAAGAUGAAACUUCUCCAAUUUCUGCCUCCACCGGUUUAAGGGUUGGAGCUCAGAUCUGCCAGAACUGUUACGCCGUGAGGAGCCCACCUCCAGCACCCAGGCCCCUGUUCUCUUGUUUCAGAACUCCUCACCUCAUGACGACCCUCCUGCUCCUGGCAGGGCUCCUGCGGGCCGCCGCCGCCGCCACCAUCUCCUGCUACGGAGACGCUGGACAGCCUGUGGACUGGUUCGUGACCUACAAGCAACCAGUCCUGCCUGAUUCCUUGAAAGGACUCAACUACAUGUACCUAGAUGGGAACAGUGGGGGCUGGCAAGAGGGGGCCGCCUCCAUUGACAGCACCCAGGGGGCUGUGGGACGGACCAUGAAUCAGCUGUACCAAGGCAACUUGAGUGAGCUGGCUUACCUACUGUACAAUGACCAGCCACCCUCAGGUAGUGGAGGCCCUGACACCAGGUACCGAGGACACACCAAGGGUGUGCUUCUUCUGAACAGAGAUAGUGGCAUCUGGCUGGUCCACAGUGUCCCUCACUUCCCACCACCUGCUAACUCAUCCUAUAGCUGGCCCCAAACUGCCCAGACCUAUGGACAGACCCUACUCUGUGUCACUUUCACCUAUAGCCAGUUCCAAGACAUUGGCAAACAGCUGACCUACACCUAUCCCCAGGUAUAUGACUACAGGCUAGAAGGAACCUUUGCCCAGGAACUGCUAGAACUAAAACAUGCUGCUGAAGGUCACCAUGUGGGCCAGCGCCCCUGGAAUCGAAGUGUCGCCCUCACCUCAAGAGCCGGGGUUGUCUUCCACAGCUUUGCCAAGUUUAAUGACUUCCAAGAUGACCUAUAUUCUGGCUGGCUGACUGCAGCUCUGGGCAGUGACCUGUUUGUCCAGUUCUGGCCCAGAACAAGUAAAAUGCUGUCCUCCAACUGUUCUGGCCCCUUCCGUGUGUUAAAUGUGCUGGAGCUGGCCUUCCCUGACUCAACCAUGCCUCCCUUCAGUGCCACCCAUGACCAUGCCAAGUGGUGUGUGGCACUCAACAGCACCUGGACCUGCAUAGGGGACCUGAACCGCAACUAUGCAGAGGAGCAUCGUGGCGGGGGUACUCUCUGCUCCCAAAUGCCUGCCCUGUGGAAAGCCUUCCAGCCACUGGUGAGAAAAUUUGAGCCCUGUCCAUCUCUAAGGUCUGAGGUCAAGGGUCAUUGAGGGCAGAGGACAGGGAGAACUCUGGCCCAACUCCUCACAGGGUAGUCUACCUACUCAUACUCCCAGGGGAGACUAGAGUAACUGGGAGUCUCCUUGAAAUGUGUGAUCUGUCCUCUGCGCCAUAAGAGCAUGUCUCACACUCUUCAUCUUGUGCCACACUUUUCCUGUGCCUGAAUUGCCCUCCCUGUCCAACUCUUCCCUUAGUGAAUUCUUAUCCUUUGUUUUGGAGGCAAUCAGGGUUAAGUGACUUGCCCAAGGUCACACAGAUAGUAAGUGUCUGAGGAUGGAUUUGAAGUCCUUCUGACUUCAGGGCCAGUACUCUAGCCACUGCACCACCUAGCUGGCCUGCUGCCCUUUCUUCAAAACCCAACUCAAAAGCUGCUUCCUUUAGGAAGUCUUCCUAGAUUGCCUCCUCCUCACUAACAAAGGCCUUCCCUCUUUGAUCUCACCAUUGUUCUCACCUCUAUAAUGCACUUUCUACCAUAUUGUAGUUGCCUCCUUAUGACAUGGGGAUGACCCUGGACUCUUAAAAGAUAUGAGCUCAAGCUUGAAUGGGUUGUGCUGAGCUAGAAGGACUCAGAGUGACACUCCCUCCCCCACCCCCAAACCAUUCAGUAAACUCCAGGAGCUCCCUAUCACCUCCAGCAUCAAAUACAAAAUUCUCCACUGAGCCCUUCAUAACCUGGCCCUGUCCAACCUUUCCAGCCUCCUUACCCCUUACUCCCUUCUGUGUGUGCAGAUGUCCACUGACUCUGGCCUCCUUACCAUUCCUCCAACAAGGCCCUCCAUCUCCUGACUCCAAGUGUUUUCACUGGCUACCACCCAAGACCAGUAUUCUCUCCCUCUUCAUCUCUGCCUCCUGGCUUUCCUGGCUUCUAUAAAGUCCCAGUUAAAAUUCUACCUUCUACAGGAAGCCUUUCCUGAUCGCCCUUAAUUCUAGUGCCUUUCCUCUGUUGAUCAAUCUCAUCUUAGCCUGUUUGAACAGCUUAUCUCCCUAUUAGACUGUGAGCUUCUUGAGGGCAGGCACUGGGUUUUUUUGAGGCUUUUUUUUUUACCUUUUCCUAUAUCCCCAGUAUUUAGCACAGUACCUGGGAGAUAAUAGGUGCUUAAUAAAUGCUUCCUGAACUACUGAGUAGGGGUCCAGUGAUGGACAACUCUUGCUUUCCAAGGACCUAUUUUCAUGUUAAUCUGGUGGUGGUUCAGGCUUGGGGUUGGAACAAAAUGAUAUAUUUAAAUAAAUUGAGACAAAAAAUAAAAUGAGACAUGUAAACAAAA